Messenger RNA from Radiomyces spectabilis, 630 nucleotides. Its product is annotated as syntaxin 6, N-terminal-domain-containing protein. Gene Ontology annotation, biological process: Golgi vesicle transport. Lineage: Eukaryota; Fungi; Mucoromycota; Mucoromycetes; Mucorales; Radiomycetaceae. The transcript is spliced from 5 exons. The record is from RefSeq and is a predicted model, not a curated record. Gene Ontology annotation, cellular component: membrane. Bases 1 to 630 code for a protein of 209 amino acids.
AUGACAGACAGCGAUCCUUUUCUUAUUGUCAAACGACAAGUCGAAGAUGCCUUUGUCAAUGCCAACAAUCUCUUCGCUUCCUGGAAACGAAUUCAGCAGACGGUUUCGUCACCGCGAAAUCAAGAAUUGCUGUGGACAGCUGACGAAUUGGAAUCGUGUCUGGAAGCCAUUGAGCAAGACUUGGACGAUCUUGACGAAGCGUUAGCUGCUGCGGCAGCCAACCCUCAGCAGUUUAACUUGACGGUAUCCGAACUGAAUAACCGCAAAGCUAUUGGAGGCGUUAAGAACUUAAUGAUGCAAGAGCAAGAUAUGCAUUUAGAGAAUAUGUCAGGGACAUUGGUGAAUUUAAAAGAGAUUGCGGGCACCAUGAACCGAGAAAUCGAUGAUCAUGUCGUGCUGCUGGACGAAUUAGGCGAUCAUGUGGAUCGUACGGAAGGGCGUCUCAAAAGAGCUAUGCAUCGCGUAACGGAUGUGUUGAAACGUGAAGAAGGUAAAGCCACUAUACAUCACCCGGGGAAUGUCGUAGAGAGUGUUCUAACUGAAUUUGGUACAGAAAGCAAAUCUGGUUAUUGCAUUUGCUGUUUAAUUAUUGUCCUUAUUAUUUUGUUAGGGCUCGUGAUCCUUAUUUAA